UUAAGUUUGACAUAGCCUGCUCAUGUAAUCAUCCAGCUGUGACUGCAUGCACACUUUGUUGUUUACCAAUAGACAACGCACGUGCCACUAUGAACAUAGUAUGCGGUCAGUGGGCCAACUGAGUCAUUGACUGGAACACGGCAAAGAUAUCCAGAUAAAAUUCCAUGACACAAUGGCCUUAUUCUUUGCUGCACGGCUCCACCUACAGACAAAGGCUGGCAGAGGAGUCAGCCACCCUGUCCUUCCUGGAGAUGUCACAGGCCGAGAGCUGGAAAACACAAGCGUUCAUUCACAUGCCCUCCUCUACAUGUCCCUUGUGCCGCCCAGUACAGGGCAGUGUUGCCUGAACGCCACACUGGCUGGUCGGUAUGGCUACUCCUCCCAGAUUAUCCACAAUGCACUGGAUCCUCCUCAUCAUCAUCUCAGCUGACAGCUCCACCACAACAGCAUUUCAAGUGACGGAGGGUAGCACUGUGAUUUUGCCUUGCCAUUACUCUAUAAAACUUCACGGUUUGAGUCACGUAUGCUGGGGACGCGAAUGUGGAACCUUCUGGUGCAACGACAUCCUUGUACAAACAGAUGAGAACGGUGUGAUUUCUAAAGUUUCAGACAGGUACCGGCUCAUUGGAGACGUGUUGUCAGGACAAAUGGACCUGGGGAUCCAAAGAAUACAGCAGACUGACAGGGGACCGUACUGCUGCAGAGUGGACAUCGAAGGUUAUUUCAAUGACAAAAAGGUGUCUUAUACUCUGAAGGUCAUGAAAGCCAGAACAACUGUUCUGACAACAACUUCAACCAUGCCCACCACAGAGCCAAUGGAGACACAGACCUUGUCACCAGUGUCGGAUCAGCCGAGAGAGGCAGACUCACCACUUUCUGACAUUUCCUGGCCAAAUGUCACCCAAGAACAUUCAGGGGUAAUGAUUGAGGAGCCUAUGUCCAGGAUCGCACUACAGAUCAACAUUCCUGUGCUGUCUCUGUCUCUCAGUCUGUUGCUGCUCCUCUUAGGAGCCCUGGCCCUUUUGACCUUCAAACGUGGAUUUUAUGGGAAGGCACUGGAUAGUGGAUGCUUCUCAAAGGAGCCACGGCACAUUAUUUAUGAAAUACGGACAAGACGGCCAGUGGAGGAGAACAUCUACAUUCUGGAAUAAAAGCAAAUCCAAACUGAUUCUGUUAAGUUUUAAUCUCAAGAGAUAGUUCACAAACACACAAAAAAGUGAAUAGGAACUAAAUCAAAAAAGUAGUAAAUAUGACUACUUUUGAGCUUUGUGUCAGUUGUGUAUAUAGAGUGGCAUUAUGGGGGAUUAUAUUGAUAUUUAAUUUCUGGGUAUUCCAAUUAUUUGGUAAAUUAUGUAUCCUACACAUUCUUUGAUGUUUGUUUGUUUCCUUUACAUUGCUAUAAAUGUAUUAUAUAAUAAAAUAAUCUUGAAUGUUUACUAUU
This is a messenger RNA of Misgurnus anguillicaudatus (oriental weatherfish), 1441 nucleotides long. It is a transcript of the gene timd4, whose product is annotated as T cell immunoglobulin and mucin domain containing 4. Gene Ontology annotation, molecular function: phosphatidylserine binding. The record is from RefSeq and is a predicted model, not a curated record. Gene Ontology annotation, biological process: apoptotic cell clearance; cytoskeletal rearrangement involved in phagocytosis, engulfment. Lineage: Eukaryota; Metazoa; Chordata; Actinopteri; Cypriniformes; Cobitidae.